AGUUGUGAAUGGUGAUCGAUCGGCGAUAUAUUUCGACCACUUAAAUUGUGCAACCUUUUAACAUAUAUGUGCACAUCUAACGUCGUGGCAUAUAGACAAGCAGCGCGGGGGUAGAACAAUGCUGUAUGUCCCUGACAGUGUGGAUAGCAUAGCAGACUUUGGGACCGAUUCCACAACUUCUAUCACACCAUCACAGCAUGUCUACUACACGGACAACACACCAAAACGCCAGAGUCUGGAGAGUGAGACAUCCUUUGACAGUGGUUACUUCUCUCCACCGGCCACCGGACCCUCCAGUUACACCCACCUAAUGCAGCAACUGCCACAACCACAACCACAACCACAACCACCAUUGUACACUUCCAACCUUGUGCAGCAGAGUCCAUCCAAGAUUGCUAUGAUGGCGUCUGUGAUCGAUGACCUCACCUCCCCCAGACCUAACAGUCAUGACCUGCCUCUGCUGGAUGACUGGGACAAGAACUUCAUUGAAAACUUUGAAGAAAAUCUUUUCAGUAUAGAUACUGAUGUUGACAUUGGUUUGCUUGAAGGUCUUUUUAAGAGUCCCUUAAAGAGUCCCCUGAGGAUUCUGAGUCCAGGCAAAAGAGGUCUGACCUCCAGCACAAGUCCAUACAAAAUGGCGGUUUCAAGGAGUCCUUACAAGAGCCAUUUUAUUCCAAGUCCUCGUAAGAUGAGUGAUGUGCCACGGAAGAGGGUUGUGUCAGUGGAGAGUAGCAGACAUGGGUUUGACCCUACACGAAGACAGUUUGAUGGAGUAGGGUUUGUCCAGUCAGGAUCUCAUGGAGGUCAGCAUCAGGUCAUGUCAAAGGUCAUGCCAGCAGAAACCAUGACAACCAAUGUUCUGGGGGCAGGAGUUCUGUCAGCUUCAGAAAACAAACCAAGCAACACAUACAUUGGCAUCCCGCUGACAAACAUUGGUGGCCCCUCAGCACAAAAGCGUAUUAGAUUGGACUCAAAGUCUUGUACAAAUCCAAAACAAAUCCGAAAAACCAAAGAAAACAGUGCUCCUUGCGUUUCCCGCCAGAAACUGCAACAAGCCCGUGCCAAUUUUAGACUUUCGCUGGAGAAGGCCAUGGAGACAGCAGCAUCCAGGGGGCUGCAUCGUAAGUCCGACCAGUACCCACAGCUGUCUAGAGCUCUGUCCAAACCAAGCAGUGAUACAGCUCCUAGUCCCACCCAGGGGGUGUCCAGUGAUGGGAUGGAGAUUGCCAGCCCCACCUCAGAGGUCCCCAGCUCUGCCCAGGGCAACCCCUACCUUGAGGAAGAUGCUGAAAUCCCGAGUUCCUGGCUGGGAGGGAGCGGCACUGAGGUUGGCGCUUACGAAGUCGAGCCCCAGUCAGAGUGCAAAGUUGUAAUACGCAAGAGAAGAAGAUGAUCAGCUUAAUGUCGCUUGUGAAUAUUUUUGCUUUUGAUAGGCAAUCUCUUGUGAAAACAAUUAUUUUUGACUUUUCUGCAGCAUUUCUUAUUUGAUUAUAUACCUGAACUAAUAUUUGCAAAUUACAGAAUAUUUCCUUUGUUUUUCAAAUGCAUAACAAAGUAUUAAUUCAAUUUUCAUUGUAUAUGUUUGUUGAUCCAGAACACAUUGAAACAUACUUAAGGAUAUGUUGUAAGCAGCUGAUUGAAUUGCCUAGACAAUGGUUUACUUAAUUGUGCUUGUGUGUAUUGUACAUAUACAUACAUCUUGUUUUUGAGUCAUACCAGUAACCAUGGCGAUCCUGAUCAUCGAAUAAUGUUAGACACAGGGAAGGUUAUACUUGGAGGUCAUUUAUCAGAGGUUAUUGUCAAAAGAAAACACACCAAGAAAACACAUUUUUACAUGGUUAAGAGAACACUGACAAUGAUCAUGUUGAUUCUUUUAAGAUUAUUGACCAGACCAAGUUGUUGUUUUUCUGUCAUACAGGUCUGGAUUUGUAAGAUGCCUAGAAUCUGGAAACAGUGAUGCCGCAGUCAAUAGCUGCCAAAUUGUGGCGUGAAACAAUAGUCACUUAUUAAUAGGUUGACAUCACAUUGCAUGUUAUGUAACGACAACAUAGAUGUAUUCAAUUCACUAUAUUUUACAUAGAUAAAAAAUUAUAAUGAUAAUCCAUUUAUGGCUCCAGAUAUGCAUGAAGUAUACAGGUUCGUCAAAUGGUAAAGUAAUAUAGGAGAUUGUUUUGUGACAGAGUUGUCCCCCCUUUGACCAUGAAGGCGUCGGCUAACUGUACAGUUGAAAGUUGAUUGACAGCUCAGUAUCGUUCUGUUGUUUAUCUGUUAACAUUGACCAUGUAUGCUUAAAAGUAUUGGCAAAUUCUACAUAUCACUUUCAAUUUGAAAAUAAUUUGUGAAUAUUUUUCGUAAGGAGUUAAUGAUUUUGCUGAAAAGGAAGGCAGCAACCAUCAAAUAUCACAUCCUUCAAACCUUUAUGGACUUAACCAGUAUAAUUCCUAUCAAAAUCAUCCUGUUAACCAAAUGUGUUUAAUUGGUUAUCGCUAUGGAAUCUGUCAAGAGCUGUGACAUUAAUUACAUGUUUUGUUGACAUGGAGUGGGGGGAAGUUGCAUACAGAGAUUUUGAGGCAAUUGUCCAGGUAUGACAGCUGACCACACUAAUGGCUCCACCCCACCAACUCACUGCAACAGCUUCAAUACUCCCUUUCAGCACCAUCCCACUUUUUCAUAGGUCCACCCCACCCUUUUACAGAGCCACCCUUACCCUUCCUAACUCCACCCACCUUCAGCUCCACCCACCUCCCCCAGUUCCGCCCACUACCCGCAGCUCCGCCCACCAUCCUCAGUUCCACCCACAUCUCCGCUCACCACCCUCAGCUCCACUCACCACCCUCAGUUUUGCCCAUCACCCCCAGUUCCGCCCUCAGCCCACCGCACUCAGCUUCACUCAUCACCCUGCGUUCUGCCCACCACCCCCCACUUUCGCCCUCCAACCCCCAGCUCGGCCCACCACCCUCUGAGAUCUAGAUUAUCCUCUUCUAGAGGUCUACCCAAUAGGGCUGGCUAUCGACAAAUAUCAUAGAGAUCGAUUAUCGAUGAAUAUUGGAGAAGUAACUUUAUCCAAAAUAACAAACAUAAUUCUGGAAGAAAUGAAUAUAUAUCAGAACACUGUUGAGUGGAGACAUACAGUCAAAUCCCAAUGAGUCGAAUCGC
Haliotis rubra (blacklip abalone) is the source of this 3156-nucleotide messenger RNA. RefSeq lists its product as uncharacterized. The record is from RefSeq and is a predicted model, not a curated record. The transcript has 2 exons. Bases 119 to 1393 code for a protein of 424 amino acids. NCBI's taxonomy places the organism in Eukaryota, Metazoa, Mollusca, Gastropoda, Lepetellida, Haliotidae.